GGUGCAAAUUUUGAUGAUUUCCUUGAAAAUGCCGGAGAAAAAAAAAAAGAAAAUGAGUUUGAAAAAAAAUCACGAAAAAUUCCAAAUUUGAUAAGAAAAAAAGAAUAAAAACUUGAAAACCGGUUUUAGAAUGCCGUCAUCUCAAUGUUAUUGAAUAGUGCGCCGAUGCAUGGAUGACACUUGAUUUGCAUGAAAUGUCAAAUCGAAAACAAAACAUAAGAAAAGUAAAAUAUUGCUGGUCCCUUCCCUUUGCUUGCAGAAUUUUUUUUUAUCCUUUGAAAGAAACAAACACGUUUUACGAGAAUUGAGCUGUUGCUGAAUUUGAAGCGGAAAAAAAUGAGUUUAUUACGUUUGGCGCUGCUUUCGCACAGACGUCUUUUGCCCAGUGUUCAGACAAGUUCUCAAUUGAGACUCUUUGCCAGCGCGAUCAAUGGAAAAAAAGGCGGUAGAAAUAAUGGAACGCUCUCUAGCAAACCAGACAUUACAACUAAGGUUGAUGUGCAACCAAAACAGACAACACCGGUGUUGAUAAGCCGACAAUUCCAGUCAUCAUCGCGAAAUCAAAAUACAGGUGGAUCAUCAAAACCGCCUGCAUCGUCAUCGAUCAAUCAAUUUUUAUGGAUCGGAGCAGCUGCUGCUAUUAUUCUCGGCGGUGGUGCGUACAUUAUCAAUCAUUCUAAGGAUGAAAAAUCGGGAAAAUCGCCAGAAACACCGAAGAAGAUGGCUCCGCCGAAAAAACCUAAAGUUCCACUAACCUCCGCUGAAAUCCCAAAGGAUGUUCCAUAUCUGUUAAUCGGCGGUGGUACAGCUAGUUUUGCUGCAUUCCGUGCUAUAAAAUCGCAUGAUCCAAAAGCGAAAGUUAUGGUAUUAUCUGAUGAAAUAGAGACACCCUAUAUGCGACCACCACUUUCCAAGGAGCUCUGGUUGGCUGAUGAAACCGUAAAUGGCAAAGAUUUAAAGUCCAAAGCCAAAGUAAAUAGCAAUAAAAAUGACACGGAAACAUUGAAGUUCAAGCAAUGGAAUGGAAUUGAGCGGAGUCUAUACUAUGAACCAAAUGACUUUUACACGCAUCCUUCGAAAUUAUCGAACGAACCGAAUGGUGGUGUAGCUAUUGUGCGAGGAUAUGAGGUGAAAAAGGUUGAUGUUGAAAAUCGUAUUGCUAUUUUGACCGAUGGCACUGAAAUUAAGUACGGCAAAUGUUUGAUCGCAACUGGUUCGUCACCGAGAAAUUUACCAGUGUUCGAAAAUGCUUCGUCAAAAUUGAAAGAACGGAUUUCCCUUUUCAAAACAAUUGAAGACUACGGCAGCCUGAAGAAAUACGUUGACCAAUCGGAAUCAGUCGCAAUCAUUGGCGGUGGAUUUCUUGGCAGUGAACUCGCCUGUGCAUUGGCUAAAUAUGGUGAAGACAAAAACUUGAAAGUGUAUCAAGUGUUCCAUGAAAAAGGGAAUAUGGGCAAAGUGUUACCCGAAUUCCUAAGCGAAUGGACAACGGAACGUGUACGUGAAGAAGGUGUCGAUGUCAUUCCAAACACUGAGGUGCAGACUGUUGAUCUUGUAAACGAUCAAGUGAAAUUAUUUUUGAAAAAUGGCCAAUCAAUUGUCUGUGAUCAUGUGGUUGUGGCCGUCGGUUCCACACCAAACACAACUUUGGGCAAAGAAUCCGGUCUAGAGAUCGAAACAAACCAUGGUGGUUACUUAGUGAACGCUGAACUUUCAGCAAGAAAUAAUUUGUAUGUGGCUGGAGAUGCAGCAUGUUUUUACGAUCCCCGACUUGGCCGCAGAAGGGUUGAACAUCACGACCAUGCGGUCGUUAGUGGCCGAUUGGCCGGCGAGAACAUGGUUGGAUUGAGUAAGCCAUACACGCACCAAAGUAUGUUCUGGUCAGAUUUGGGUCCACGAGUUGGUUACGAAGCACUCGGCAUCAUCGAUUCAUCCUUACCUACGGUUAGUGUAUUUGUAAAAAAGACGCCCGAAACCGUGACCUCACAAUCUGAUGACACAAAACCAUCGGCAGUGACACCCAGCGUCAAAGCAGCCGAUCCAUCAGACGAUCAAGAUGACUUCUCCAAGGGUGUUGUUUUUUAUUUAAGAGAUGAAAAAAUUGUUGGCAUUGUUCUAUGGAAUGUAUUCAAUCGCAUUAAUACUGCACGAGCUGUGCUCAGCCAGGACAAAAAAUAUGACGAUCUAAAUGAAGUAGCGAAAUUAUUUGAUAUUCAUAUGUAACAUAAACUUGAUGAGGAUACUGCACAAAAUUACAGAAAAUAGUGCGAAAUAAAAAAAAAAUCGAGAAAAAAAA
Sitodiplosis mosellana (orange wheat blossom midge) is the source of this 2296-nucleotide messenger RNA. Its product is annotated as apoptosis-inducing factor 1, mitochondrial-like. The coding region runs from base 337 to 2223 and encodes 628 amino acids. Gene Ontology annotation, biological process: apoptotic process; mitochondrial respiratory chain complex assembly. NCBI's taxonomy places the organism in Eukaryota, Metazoa, Arthropoda, Insecta, Diptera, Cecidomyiidae. The transcript has 8 exons. The record is from RefSeq and is a predicted model, not a curated record. Gene Ontology annotation, molecular function: NAD(P)H oxidase H2O2-forming activity; FAD binding; protein dimerization activity. Gene Ontology annotation, cellular component: cytoplasm; mitochondrion.